GGAUAAAAAAUAGAAGGUCUGUAAUUCAUACUUCAUCAAGUCGCUCUUUUGCAUUUGUGUAGGAAAAACUCCUUUUGGGUGAAAAGAUGUGCAUUAUUAUAUUAAUUUGUACAUACCAAUAUUUUGGAUAUUGUAGCAUUUGCACGGUUGCGAGAAAACACAUGUUCUGCCAUCGACCAUCAGUCCUGAGUCGACAGAUGUAGUAAACAGAAAAACAAAUUAGAAAGGAUACACAAGUGCAAUCUAUAGUUGAAACAAAAAGAAAUAAAUUAGAACUCACGUUAAGUAUUUUUAAGGAAAAAAAAAGAUCCUGUUGAAGUACAAUGCUGGACUAAAAAAUCAAUCCAAUAUUUUAGAUCCCGUGGAAAGGAUAAAUAGCACAGGAAACUGAAUAGUAGUUCUAAAAAGAGGAAUUCGGAGAAAGGAAAAUUGCACAAAUACACUAUCUUUAGGGUUGAGGUAAAAGAAAAGCCACAAGUCCAAGGGAUUUUAAUUAAUAUCCACAACUCCGUGGAUAAGUUUUAACAAAAAAAAGACACAUAAUUUCUCUGAUUAGUCACUUAACACGAAAUAUGACGCAGAGGUUCCACGUCUCGUUGACUAGAGGGACGGCUCAGCUUGAGUCGAGCCUGGUUCUGCUUGGCUUUUGUUCUCAACCAAAUCUGAUAAAAGGUGUGUUUUUUGUUACCACAUUUCUGGACUUGUGCGUAUCAGUUAAAAUCCUCUGGACUUGUGGUUUUGUGCUGCAUCAGCCUUAAAGGUUGUAUAUCCGUGCAAUUUCCUCAUUUAUAAAAUAAUAAUGGAAAAGGUAGAGAAGAAAAUAAUGGAAUUGAAAAUGUGUUAAACAAUAGCAGAAGAGGUUAGCCAUGAAUUUUAUCAGAAUAUGUUCACUGGUUUUGAAGUGUAGCAUGUGGAAUUACUUGAAGCUUACAUUUCUUCUCUUAUUCCCAGCAUCUUCGAUGCUCCCUGUUCUUCUGUUGCUUCUCUUGUCAUAUGUAUUCCAAGCGGCAUCAGUUAGAGCAUUCAAUAAUAGGACUGAUGUGGAUUCCUUGCUGGUGUUCAAGGCAAGCAUAAGCAACCAGCACGGUGUCCUAGCUGCAUGGAACACAAGUACAGACUUCUGCCAGUGGCCAGGCAUCGGUUGCAGCCUUAAGCAUAAGCACAGGGUCACAGUGCUUAACCUCUCUUCGGAGGUCCUUGGUGGCACGAUCGCACCUUCCAUUGGGAACCUCUCUUUCUUGAGAAUUCUAGAUCUCAGGCGGAACAAUCUGCAAGGUGAAAUACCUUCAUCCUUUGGUCGCCUGUCUCGCCUACGAUAUCUUAAUUUAUCCAACAACUCACUUCAUGGUGAUGUAAAUGAUAAAUUGAAGAAUUGCACCAGCCUUGAAAGAAUGCACAUUGGUUCAAACCGUUUGGCUGGAGAAAUCCCUGCUUGGCUCGGAGACUUGUUAAGUCUCAAAGUCAUAGACCUAGGCAGUAACAACUUCACUGGAAUCAUCCCGUCGUCACUUACCAAUCUCUCAGCAGUGCAAGCAAUCUAUUUCAACACAAACCAACUUGAGGGUGUCAUCCCUGAGGGCCUUGGCAGGCUUGGUGGCCUUGCCUACAUAGACUUGGGAGAAAAUUGCCUCUCAGGCACCAUCCCUACAGCUCUCUUGAACCAUUCCUCUCUAAUAGGCUUGGGUGUGGGAGCAAAUGAUUUGUGCGGUAAACUUCCCCCGGACUUUGGGGAUCAGCUCCCAAAUCUUGAGUACCUACUCCUUGGUGUUAACCACUUUACAGGAAACCUUCCAGCUUCUCUUGUCAACUCAACUAAGAUAUAUGAGCUAGAUGUCUCCUUCGACAACUUCACCGGAAUAUUGCCUCCAGAGAUUGGAAUGCUCUGCCUAGAACAACUCACUCUCGGAGCAAAUCAGUUCAUGGCAAAUACUGUGCAGGACUGGGAGUUCUUGACAUUGUUGACAAACUGCACACGCCUCCGUACAUUUAGCCUCCAGCUCAACAUGCUAGGUGGCAUGCUGCCUAUUUCAGUUGCCAACCUAUCAGCACAACUCGAAUUGCUAUAUGUUGGAGCCAAUGAGAUUUCUGGAAAAAUACCAUUUGGCAUAGGCAAUCUUGUUGGAUUAACUCAAUUGCAGCUAGCUAAUAACCAAUUUACUGGUUCCUUGCCUGACACCAUAGGGAGGCUAAAUUCGCUACAAACCCUGGAGUUGCAAAAUAACCUAGUGACAGGGUUCAUGCCAUCGUCUCUUGGGAACUUGACACAACUACUAAAUCUGUACACACACAACAACAUGUUUGAGGGGCCUCUUCCAACAAGCCUCGGGAGCCUACAAGAGAUAAUUUCAGCAACCUUCUCAAACAAUAAGUUCACAGGUCCAUUGCCUAAAGACAUCUUUAACCUAUCGUCACUGUCAGACGCCCUGGAUUUGUCUAGGAAUUACUUUGUUGGUUCCCUUCCACCAGAAGUAAGCGGCUUGACAAACCUUGCACACUUAUACUUAUCACGGAACAACUUGUCAGGGCCCCUACCUAAUACACUCAGCAACUGUCAAAGCUUGAUAGAACUUGGGCUGGACGAUAACUCCUUUGAUAGCAGCAUUCCCUCAUCUAUCAGCAACAUGCGAGGUCUGAUGUUGCUAAAUCUUACAAAGAACAUGCUUUCAGGUGUUAUUCCUAAAGAUCUAGGGCUAAUGAGUGGCCUUCAAGAGUUAUACCUAGCAUGCAACAACUUGUCUGGUCAUAUCCCAGAAAGCUUGGAAAACAUGGCAUCAUUGUACCAGUUAGACCUGUCAUUCAACCAUUUGGAUGGCAAAGUUCCAUCAUGGGGAGUGUUCAGUAAUGCAUCUGGGUUUUCGUUUGGUGGGAAUUUGGGGCUUUGUGGUGGUCUACCAGAUUUACAUUUGCCCCCAUGCCAGCCGGAAUCCGUGGGACAUGGCUUGAGCAAACGCCAUUUGACUAUGAUCCUAGUUACUGCAAUUGCUGGCAUAAUUCUUGCUUUGAGUUUGGUGCUUGUUUUCUUCACAAUGAGAAAGAUAUCAAAAGCUCGGCCUACAACCAUAGGAGGAUUCCAGUUGAUAGUUGACAGUUAUCCCAGAGUUACUUAUGCUGAAUUGGUCCAAGGAACAAGUGGCUUUGCAGUAGACCACUUGAUUGGCAGAGGAAGGUAUGGAUCGGUGUAUAAGUGUUGUUUACUACUAAAAAAUAUGAUGACCACAGUAGCUGUAAAGGUUUUUGAUCUUCAACAGUCUGGCUCUUCCAGAAGCUUUUUAGCUGAGUGCGAGGCACUUAGUAAAAUCCGCCAUCGUAAUUUGGUCAGUCUCAUAACUUGUUGUUCAAGCACUGACUCGAACCAAAACGACUUCAAAUCCAUUGUGUUCGAGUUCAUGCCUAAUGGGAGCCUGGAUAGGUGGUUACACAUGGAUGUACAUGUAUCACAUCAACUUCAAGGCUUGACAUUGAUGCAGAGACUAAAUAUUGCAGUUGAUAUUGCUGAUGCACUAGAUUAUUUGCACAAUAACUGUGAUCCACCAAUAGUUCACUAUGACUUGAAGCCAGGCAACAUUCUUCUUAAUGAGGAUUUAGUUGCUCAUGUUGGGGACUUUGGCCUUGCAAAGAUUCUUUCUGAACCAGCAGCUAACCAACUGAUCAAUUCAAAGAGCACAGUUGGAAUAAGAGGAACAAUUGGAUACGUCGCUCCAGAAUAUGGCGAAGGUGGCCAGGUUUCUUCAUGUGGAGAUGUGUACAGCCUCGGAACUGUCAUCCUCGAGUUGUUUACAGGCAUGGCACCUACUCAUGACAUGUUCAGAGAUGGGUUGACCCUGCAGAAACAUGCCCAGAAUGCUUUUCCAGAGAUGCUAAUGCAGAUUGCUGAUCCAGUCCUACUGUCCACUGAAGAAGCCAAUACUAAUAGUUUGCAGGAUGGAAGCAACACAAUGGAACAUGCCAUAUUCUCUGUCAUGAAGGUUGCGCUAUCAUGCAGCAAGCAUGCACCGACAGAGAGAAUGUGCAUCAGAGAUGCUGCUGCUGCGAUUCAGAGGAUAAGAGAUGGCUAUGUUAAAGCAAGACAAAAUGAGGGGGUUGUUACAGCUGCAUUUACCGCAAGGCAUUUUGCUGAAACAUCCUGGGCAGCCCCUUGAACUGGCAUCACACACUCACUCUUAAUUAAUGGCCUUGUAGUAGUUAUAUAUUGCACUCCUAUGGUUUUGAUAUGUUAGUUUCUGGCUGGCGAUGUUAUCUUAGCUUGUUGAUCUGCCGUUUGCAGCCUGUAUGUCACUCUGCCUUCAACAGUUAAUAUGGUUUGUAUAUUGUGAUGCCUAAAUACAGAUAUUAGUGAAUUCCCUUCCGUGUAAAAGACAGGUAUAACUGCAUGAUAUAUGCACUAAUAACACGACUGGACAAAUCUGU
This is a messenger RNA of Triticum aestivum (bread wheat), 4407 nucleotides long. Its product is annotated as probable LRR receptor-like serine/threonine-protein kinase At3g47570. The record is from RefSeq and is a predicted model, not a curated record. The coding region runs from base 867 to 4139 and encodes 1090 amino acids. Lineage: Eukaryota; Viridiplantae; Streptophyta; Magnoliopsida; Poales; Poaceae. Gene Ontology annotation, biological process: protein phosphorylation. The transcript is spliced from 2 exons. Gene Ontology annotation, molecular function: protein kinase activity; ATP binding; protein binding.